Molecule: messenger RNA, 4161 nt
Organism: Dissoconium aciculare CBS 342.82
Lineage: Eukaryota; Fungi; Ascomycota; Dothideomycetes; Mycosphaerellales; Dissoconiaceae
Product: DNA mismatch repair protein muts
Exons: 3
Coding region: 159-3725 (1188 amino acids)
Biological process (GO): mismatch repair
Cellular component (GO): MutSalpha complex; nucleus
Molecular function (GO): ATP binding; mismatched DNA binding; ATP-dependent DNA damage sensor activity
Source: RefSeq, a predicted model, not a curated record
GUUUCAAUGCAAGGGCCCACUGAUCUUGCUGCAUUGAUUCGUCUUGAUUGCGUGUUGAUUACCGUCAGCAUAAUAAUACGGCAGAUAUCGUGUUUGCUCAUUGCUUCUAGAUACUUCACCCUGAGACAUUACGUCCUUCGGUAGAGCUAUUUGGCAUCAUGGCUCGUGGGAUUGAGGGCAAUGAGAUUGCCACUCCAAAAUCAUCCGCAAGCAAGGCCAAGCCGGCCACAACAUCCAAGGGUGGUAAACAGCAAUCCAUCGCUGGCUUCUUCUCGAAACGUGCACCACCUGCCAGCUCACCGGCAACACAAUCGGUGACAAGUCUGCCCGAGAGGGCGGCCGCCUCUAGUCCAAUCAUUGCCGCGCAGGCAAAACGGCAGGCUUCCACUUUUGCACACUCGCGCGACAAAGAGAAUGAGGCGCCAGAUACGAAGGAUACCAACUUCUCGAGUCCUUCCCGUAAGGCCAAGAAACGAGUAAACUACGCCGAGUCGGACGAAGACGAGGACGAGGAUGAAGUUUUCAAGCCGCUCUCCAGUAAUCGCCGCGCCGGAAAGCAGCGUCGCAUCGACCUUGAUGACUCUGAUGACGACUUCGGAUUCGACCAAGCCACGCAAGCGGCAAUGGAGGAGAUAGACGACGACUUGAUCGAUUUUGUGGUCGACGAUGAUUCGGACCAUGAGACAGUGAAAAAGCCCAAGAAACGCACCUCUAAAUCGCAGCCGAGUAAAGGCUCGGGUCAGAUCAUUGAGAGAGCACCGCCAUCUCCAAUUCGUGAGGAGAGUGAAGACCUGCCAAAGUCGUCCACUGCACAGCAAUGGAAAUUCGAUCCAGAUGCGCCACCGUCUGAGAAACCUUACUCGCACACAUCAGCUCCACAGCGAUCCGCGCCUACCGAAAAAAAUUUCAAGAAGGUAAAAGCGCACCACACAGAGCCGUCCGAACGAUAUCCAUGGUUGGCGGAAAUACAAGAUCUCGAAAGGCAUAAACCUGACCAUCCAGAUUAUGAUCCUCGAACUAUAUACGUCCCUCCACUGGCGUGGAGCAAUUUCUCACCUUUUGAGAAACAAUACUGGGAGAUCAAGCAGAAAUUUUGGGACACAAUCGUCUUCUUCAAAAAGGGCAAAUUCUAUGAGCUGUACGAGAAUGAUGCCACGAUUGGCAACCAGCUCUUCGACCUGAAACUUACCGACCGCGUGAAUAUGCGCAUGGUAGGUGUACCUGAGGCAAGCCUUGACCAUUGGGCGAAUCAAUUCGUCGCCAAAGGAUUUAAGAUCGCUCGUGUGGAUCAGAUGGAGACCGCUUUAGGUAAAGACAUGCGCGAGAGAGAUCUCAAGGGCAAAAAAGAAGAGAAGGUCAUCCGGCGGGAAUUAGCGUCCGUUCUCACAGCUGGCACGCUUGUUGAUGGUGGCAUGCUCCAGAAUGACAUGGCAACCUACUGCGCUGCGAUCAAGGAGUCAGAGGUUGAUGGACGGCCAGCUUUUGGAAUUGCCUUUGUUGACACUGCCACCGCACAAUUCUCUCUGGCAGAGUUCGUUGACGACGCUGACAUGACGCGUUUCGAGACAUUUGUCGCUCAAGUCCGUCCCGGUGAGUUGCUUCUGGAAAAGGGCAGAAUAUCUGCGAAGGCGCUACGGAUACUCAAGGUGAAUACCACACCAACAACGAUCUGGAAUUAUCUCAAACCCGAAAAGGAAUUUUUGACCGCAGACCGAACUCGGAUGAAAAUUGAUGCCGAAUCUUACUUCGACAAGACUGAUGAAGAUACGAUUAAAGCAUGGCCAGCCGUACUUCGCGAAGCAAAAUCGAAAGAUCUAGUGUUCUCCGCCCUAGGUGGUUUGAUUUGGUAUUUAAACCUACUCAAGAUCGAGCGCGACCUGAUCACUUGCGGCAACUUUGCAUGGUACGAUCCGAUCCGGAAAGCAUCCAGUCUUGUCCUUGAUGGACAGAGCCUGAUCAACCUGGAAAUCUUUGCGAACACAUUUGACGGGAGCGCCGAGGGCACGCUCUUCUCGAUGCUCAACCGAUGCAUAACACCCUUCGGCAAGCGCAUGUUGAGACAGUGGGUUUGUCAUCCGCUUGGUGACGCAACGAAGAUCAAUCUCCGCCUGGAUGCCGUCGACGCGCUCAAUGCAGACGGGAUUAUCAUGGAUCGAUUCACCGCUUCGCUUUCCAAAUUGCCCGACCUGGAGCGUUUGAUUUCCAGAAUACACGCUGGGCGAUGCAAGGUCCAGGACUUCGUGCGAGUCCUCGAUGGUUUCGAGCAAAUCGAGUACACAAUGUCUUUGCUCGGCUCUGUGGGUGCUGGUGAGGGACUUCUGGGCCAGCUUUUGACAUCCAUGCCUGAUCUCGCCGGCACUCUGCAGCAUUGGACCACAGCAUUCGAUCGCACAAAGGCAAAGGAAGAAGGAUUGUUCCUACCAGAAGCUGGUGUUGAAGAAGACUUCGACGAGAGUCAGGCGCGAGUUGACGGCGUUUUGAAGCUCUUGCAGAAAUUGCUGGAUCGUGCUCGAAAGGAUCUCGGUUCCACUGCCAUCAAAUUCACCGAUAACGGCAAGGAGAUCUAUCAACUGGAAGUGCCUAUCAAGGUCAAGGGAAGCAUUCCCAAGAACUGGAAAGUCAUGUCUGCGACCAAGGCCUGUAAACGAUUUUACUCGCCUGAGCUCGAAUCGCUCGUGCGGGACUUGAAAGAGGCCCAGGAAAUGCACGGCCAAGUAGUCAAGGCUCUAGCUAGUCGUUUCUUUGCUCGUUUCGAUCAGGACUAUGCCGUCUGGCUCGCCGCCAUCAAAGUUGUCGCCCAGCUGGACUGUUUGAUAUCUUUGGCAAAGGCCUCUUCCGCACUCGGUUCGCCAUCUUGCAGACCGGAAUUCAUUGAGGACACUGAACGUGGUGUGCUCGAGUUCGAGACUCUGCGACACCCUUGCAUCGAGACCUCGACCAAUUUUAUUCCUAAUGAUAUCAUGCUCGGCGGAGAGGAAGCAGCCAUCACAUUGCUCACCGGUGCAAACGCUGCUGGUAAAUCCACUGUGUUGCGCAUGACAUGCAUUGCAGUGAUUCUAGCACAGAUUGGUUGCUACGUACCCGCCGAACGAGCGCGUAUGACGCCCAUUGAUCGGAUCAUGUCUCGGCUGGGCGCGCACGACAACAUCUUCGCCGGCCAAAGCACAUUCAUGGUGGAAUUGAGCGAGACCAAGAAGAUACUGGCCGAAGCUACACCUCGUUCGCUUGUCAUCCUUGACGAGCUCGGACGCGGCACGAGCAGCUACGAUGGUGUGGCCGUGGCACAGGCAGUCCUCCACCACGUUGCGACGCAUGUCGGUGCUUUAGGAUAUUUCGCUACUCACUAUCACUCACUGGCAACCGAAUUCGAGCACCACCCGGAAGUCGUCGCCAAGCGCAUGGCAGUGCAGGUGGAGCCCGAUGUGCGGGAAGUCACUUUCCUCUACCGUCUGGAACCCGGCGUGGCGGAGGGAAGCUACGGCAUGCACUGCGCCGCGAUGUGUGGCAUUCCCAACAAGAUCAUUGAUCGGGCCGAGGAAGCCGCGCAGAGCUGGGAGCACACGGGACGUAUCAAAGAAUCCCUCGAAAAGGCACAAGGCAACAAUUGGCUCCCGCUUGGCCUGCUCAGCGACAUCAGCUACAUUCUGAAAGACAGUGACGAUGGUGAUACAUGCGCGAGCAUGCGCAGUCUAGACAUUCUACGCAAAGCGAUCGCGGCUUUGUGAAGAGACGACGGUGUUGUGGUGUUCUUGAGCCUACAGGGCUCUUAUUCGUUGGAUGCGCAUAUGAUCUGAUUGCUAGAGAUUAUGAGGAAAUGGAGGGAUCCGAUGUGUGUCAUUCUUCUAUUAUAGCUCUUGUUUGAAUUGGCUUGAUUUACAGUAUGAUUUUUUGAGGAGGAUAGGGCAAGGAAAUUGCUCUCUGGAAGGAUCGCACCCCAUGAGGAUGUCAUGGAUUCAUUAGUGGUUUUCUAGUUUUAUUGACAGAGCGAGGACUUUGCUCGAGCUCUACGAAUAGCUGUACAAUAAAGUGUAGACAACGAUCUUGUCGAAUCUGCUCGUUCACCUCUCACCAGCGAGGCGUCUGUCUUGCACCUCCGUCAAGGCCCGACUACCACUGACAUAGGCGACCACACCCACAACGCCAGCGACCGGCAAGGUUUGG